AUGGACAAUCUUGCACCGGUUUCAGACUUUGACCCCAAAGAGUUGCCGGAAGGCUUUACAGCGGCCGGGAACAAUAGUGGCGCGUCACAAGAAAAGCAACAGCAACAAGCACAGAAGCAAGCUAUUUUGGAACAAGCGCUAACGCCGGAAGCGCUGGCAAGACUAGGCCGCAUUAAACUCGUCAAAGCCCAAAAGGUGGCUCAGCUCGAGAAUACUAUAGUCAGCAUGGCCAUGUCGGGGAAACUUCCCGGCCAGAUCAGUGAAGGAAAAUUGAUCGAAAUGCUGGAACGGGGCAGUGCAAAAGCAGCGAGUAUAAAUGCUUCAAGUGGUGCCAUUAAAAUUCAACGAAAAAAAUACGCGUUCGAUUCAGAUGACGACGACGAUGACGAAGAUCUCAUGUAG
Messenger RNA from Phaeodactylum tricornutum CCAP 1055/1, 402 nucleotides. RefSeq lists its product with no specific name. NCBI's taxonomy places the organism in Eukaryota, Bacillariophyta, Bacillariophyceae, Surirellales, Neidiaceae. Gene Ontology annotation, molecular function: DNA binding. Bases 1 to 402 code for a protein of 133 amino acids. The record is from RefSeq and is a predicted model, not a curated record. Gene Ontology annotation, cellular component: nucleus; cytosol. The transcript has a single exon.